Messenger RNA from Myripristis murdjan (pinecone soldierfish), 3229 nucleotides. Its product is annotated as lysyl oxidase homolog 4-like. Gene Ontology annotation, biological process: peptidyl-lysine oxidation; collagen fibril organization. Gene Ontology annotation, cellular component: membrane. The record is from RefSeq and is a predicted model, not a curated record. The transcript has 15 exons. Lineage: Eukaryota; Metazoa; Chordata; Actinopteri; Holocentriformes; Holocentridae. Bases 68 to 2854 code for a protein of 928 amino acids. Gene Ontology annotation, molecular function: copper ion binding; protein-lysine 6-oxidase activity.
UCUCUCCCUUCUGUUCUCCCUGUGAAGGGAAGAUAUUGACUCUGUAGGCUGAGAUCAGCAGAUCAGGAUGUUGGGUCACCUGUUGUGCGCGCGCUCCCCGUCCACUCUUCUCCUUCUGCUCCUUCUUUCCCCUGCCCUGCUAUCGGCCCAGGAGAGGAUGGUGCGUCUGGCAGGAAUGGGUCGGCGCAGUGCAAGUGAAGGUCGUAUAGAGGUGCUCCACAAUGGAGAAUGGGGCACGGUGUGUGAUGAUGAGGUGGAUAUUAACCUGGCCAAUGUGCUGUGCCGUGAGCUGGGCUUCCAGCGCAGCUUGAGCUGGGCACACAGUGCCAAGUUUGGGGAAGGACAUGGUGUGAUCUGGUUGGACAAUGUCCGUUGCAAGGGCACAGAGGUAUCUGUGGCAGACUGUCGCUCCAAUGGCUGGGGAAUCAGUGACUGCACCCAUGCUGAGGAUCUGGGGGUUAUUUGCAGCUCUUCGAGGAGACCUGGCUUCCCCCCAGUCUCCUUAGAUCCCCCCUCACCCCCAUCCUCUAGGCAACAGCCAGUCCAACAGCGAGCAAGAAACCCAGAUCCCCCAGGUCCACCUGCGAGCCAAGUCUCCUCUUCAUCUGCAAGGGGUCAUGAGAUCGCCCUCCACCGCAACCCAGCUGCGUCCCGUCGGGCCAGCAGUUCACCACAGCUCCAAGGCCAUGAGAUCCAAAUCCUGCGACGAAAUUAUGGCAAUCAAAGGGCCAGCCAGCAGGGCAGCCCAGCUGUGCCACAAGGGCACGAGCUACCAUCCCGCCUGGCUAACAGUGCAUCCUACAGGCAGAGACAGGAGGCAGAGAGGACCAGUCCACAAGCCGUGAGACGGGAGACAGACGGACAGGUGAACAGGCAGUCCCAGCCACAGCCACAGCCACAGCCUCAGCCUCAGCCUCAGCCUCAGCCACAGCCUCAGUCUCAAUCUCAGCAGCGAUCUGACAGGAAUCGACAGCUCAGUGGGAACCAUGUAGAGCCAGAGGCUAAUUUCAUAGACACGGGACUGGAGACUGAUGCACACUACAUCCAGGGCUCCAACAGCGUACGACUGGAGGAGGUACGUCUACGGCCUGUGCUGUCCGGCAACCAUGGCGGUCUGGUGACAGAGGGUGUGCUGGAAGUGAAGCAUGCUGGGAGGUGGCGUCAUGUGUGUAGCCAUGGGUGGGACCUCAGCAGCAGCCGAGUUGUCUGCGGCAUGUUAGGAUUCCCUGCUGCAGAGCAGUUUGACCAAAACGCUUACAGGAAACAGUGGGACUCCAAGCUCGCUGAUCCAUCUUCCAGGCUGAGGACCCAGUCCAGUAAGAAGGCAUACUGGGUGGAGAAGGUCCAGUGUCAGGGUGCAGAGAACUCUCUGGCCCAGUGCCAGACCCAGCUGUCCCUCCCCAGGAGUGACAUCCCAUGCCGUGGAGGUAUGCACGCUGUGGUCCGCUGCGUCCCUGGAUCCCAAUUCACUCGCUCCGGCAGACCCCCUGCACCACCCGCUGUGCAGCCGGUGGUGCGUCUGAAGGCAGGGCCGAGGCUGGGUGAGGGCCGCGUCGAGGUGCUGAGCGAGGGCAAGUGGGGCACUGUGUGUGACCACCUCUGGGACAUCACCGCUGCCAGCGUCGUCUGCAGGGAGCUGGGCUUUGGAUCGGCCAAAGAGGCCCUGACCAGAGCUCAGCUUGGACAGGGUACUGGUCCCAUCCACAUGAACAGCGUCCAGUGCACAGGCCGGGAGAAAUCCAUCAUGGAGUGUCGUUACAGACCUGUGCCGCUCUACAGCUGCAAACACAACCAAGAUGUAGCUGUCCGCUGCAAUGUCCCUAACACUGGCCUGCAGAAGACGGUGCGGCUGGCAGGCGGCAGGGAUCAAGCGGAGGGCCGUGUGGAGGUGCUGAUAGAGGUGAACGGUGCGAAGCGCUGGGGCUCCGUCUGCAGUGAGAACUGGGGCAUCAAUGAGGCCAUGGUGGUCUGUCGACAGCUGGGCUUCGGCUUUGCCUCCAGAGCUCACCAGGAAACUUGGUACUGGCCUGGUUCUCAAGAUGCCAGCCAGGUGGUUCUCAGUGGAACUCAUUGCAUCGGUACUGAGAUGUCCCUGCAGCAGUGUCGCCGCAAUACAAAUGUCUACUGUCCCAGAGGAGGAGACGGCAGGGCCGCCGGAGUCACCUGUGUGGAGACGGCUCCUGACCUCGUACUGGACGCCCAGCUUGUCCAGGAGACGGCCUACCUGGAGGACCGACCCCUCCACCUGCUGACCUGUGCCAAUGAGGAGAACUGCCUGUCGUCCUCCGCUGCCAGGAUGAACUGGCCUUACGGACACCGCCGCCUGCUGCGCUUCUCCUCCCGCAUCAUGAACCUGGGCCGCGCCGACUUCCGACCUCGGGCCGGCAGAGAAAGCUGGACGUGGCACCAGUGUCACAGGCACUACCACAGUAUCGAGGUGUUCACCCACUAUGACCUCCUGACUCUCAAUGGAACCAAAGUGGCUGAGGGUCACAAAGCCAGCUUCUGUCUGGAGGACACCUACUGUCCCGAUGGAAUUUAUAAGCGGUAUGCCUGCUACAACAUGGGUCAGCAGGGUAUCUCAGUUGGAUGCUGGGAUACGUACCGGCACGACAUUGACUGCCAGUGGAUUGACAUCACAGACAUACGUCCUGGCGAAUACAUUUUCCAGGUGGAGGUUAACCCCUCGUUGGACAUGGCUGAGUCAGACUUCCACAACAAUGUGAUGCGCUGCCGGUGCAAGUACGACGGAGCACGAGUGUUCAUGUUCGGCUGCCAUGCAGGUGACGCGUACAGCGCCGAGGUGGAGGACUUGUUCGACCACCAACGUCAGAUCAGCAGCAACUUCCUCUGAAUGAAGAACUCAGGACAGAAGAGCUGAACAAAACCCUCACUACACCUCAACAAAUCAGGGGAAGGAGUUUGAAUUCAUAAAGAAUAUUCAAAGAGGGAAGGACAUAGAAAUUUUUACAUUGUUAAAAUGUAAAAUUCCUGCUUAGAAUAUUCCUUGCCAGUAGAAAGCGGGUGAGAGGGAGGGGGGCAUGAACAGGGGAGAACAAGGGGGAUUUAGUGCAAAAGGGCAAAUUGAGAUCCCCAAAUUGCCCGGUCAUAUUGUCACCACCGAUGACUGUUUUCUGUUAGGGAAAAAGUGGGUGCAUGAGGGAGGUAUGUUGUAGAAGGAAAAUAAGGAAAAUAGGAAAAAGAAAAUGUGCAAAAGUUGCAAGUUAAU